AUGCCAUUAACCGCCGAAGAGUACUUCAAUAUGAAGCAUGCUACCGCAAGAAAUGUGGUUGAAAGGAUAUUCGGUAUUUUGAAAAAUCGAUGGGCAAUUCUUCGAGAAACUAGUUGGUUCUCUCCUGAGGUUGUUACCCUAUUAGUGAAUGCAUGUUGCUUGCUGCAUAAUUUCAUCAAGAUAGAGCAGGGAGUUGAUUCAUUUGAAAGAGAUUAUAGGGACAAAGAACCUGAUCAGCAUCCUUCAUCUGUGGUGGAAGAAAUUGAGCUGCUCUCCGAAAUUAGUCCUGCACAACUUUGGACUCGGUUCAGGGAUUCAAAAGCAGUAGACAUGUGGGAGAACAGAAGUAGUAGAUGA
Linum trigynum is the source of this 357-nucleotide messenger RNA. The record is from the annotation of a GenBank genome assembly. NCBI's taxonomy places the organism in Eukaryota, Viridiplantae, Streptophyta, Magnoliopsida, Malpighiales, Linaceae.